Molecule: messenger RNA, 2020 nt
Organism: Heterobilharzia americana
Lineage: Eukaryota; Metazoa; Platyhelminthes; Trematoda; Strigeidida; Schistosomatidae
Source: the annotation of a GenBank genome assembly
AUGGCUGCUUUCGGAGUGGCACGGAACCUUUCUCUACAGUACCUGAGAACCCCAAGGAAUAAAUUAGAAGAUGAAACCCCUACGUCGAACGCUGCUCCAACUGGUCUAUUAAAGAGCAGUUUGAUCAAGUCAGUUGAUGUUGCUCCAGUUGUGGAACACAAAGAUGAGUUUUUGUCAAUUGUACCUGUUGAUCCUCAUUCCCGUGAACUUAUUCAUAAUCCUACGUAUGAAGAAUUGUUUGCACCGACUUUUGGCCCUAUUAACCCAUUUAAAUCUGAGAAACAAUUGGCUGCCAAGAAUACUUUGAAUGGUUAUGUUGAAGAGGCUCAUGUCAACAUGUUUUCUUUCGAGAACCAACACAGAACGUUUAUGACUUAUGGUUAUGCUGAAGACCCGUCUAUCGAAGGAGGUGCUGAUCGACGUUUAGUCGGAGAGGUGGAAAGUAUGGCUGAAAAUGAAGGCAAAACUGCAUUUGAAAAACGCAAGAAAAGAAAAGGCGAUCUACGUCAGCGAGACAGUAAUUGGGAUCCAACAAGUGAAGAAUACACAGGCCCAUGGGCUAAAUAUAAAGAUGAAGAAUCUGUUUCAGUGCCUUCUGAAGAGGAUCGUGUCUAUUUAGAGGCCUAUUUAUCAAAGAAAGCUAGCAAACGUCGAGUGGUUGAAGAGGCUCCAGUUGAAGAAAAAUCUACGCUACAUAUACCAACUCCUUUCGACUAUCAAGGUCGAAGCUUCUUGCAUGCGCCACAUGAUAUUCCAAAUGUAAAUCUUCGAGCAACUGAUCCACCAGAACGUUGCUUUUUGCCUAAGAAACAAAUCCAUGAAUGGAUUAAUGCACAUGCUCGUGGUGUUGCCGCUGUUCGUUUAUUUCCUCAAACAGGUCAUUUAAUGAUGUCUGCAGGAAUGGAUUCAAAGAUAAAGUUAUGGGAGUUGUACAAAGAGCGUAGACUUAUUCGAAGUUAUAUGGGUCAUCGGCAAGCAGUGCGUGAUGUCUGCUUUAACAAUAAUGGUACUGCCUUUUUAAGUGCAUCAUAUGAUCGGUAUGUGAAAUUAUGGGAUACAGAGAUUGGCAAGUGUACAAAUCAAUUCAAUUUAAAGCGUGUUGCCUAUUGCGUUCGUUUCAAUCCAGACGAGGAUAAACAACAUCUCUUCUUAGCUGGUUGUUCUGAUAAAAAGAUAUUAUGUUAUGAUACACGUAGUGGUGAAGUUGUUCAACAGUACGAUCGUCAUUUAGGCGCUGUUAAUGCAGUAGCAUUUGUUGAUAAUAAUCGAAGAUUUGUUUCAACAUCAGAUGAUAAAUCUUUACGUGUUUGGGAAUGGGAUAUACCAGUCGACUUUAAAUAUCUUGCUGAUCCAUCUUUGCAUUCAAUGCCAGCGGUUACGGUUUCACCCAACGGGAAAUAUUUAAUAUGUCAAUCACUUGACAAUCAGUUGGUUGUUUUCAAUAUAUUUGCUGGUUUCAAACGUAUGCGAAAAAAGAUAUUUCGUGGUCAUAUGGUGUCUGGUUAUGCGUGUACAAUGGAUAUGUCACCAGAUAUGCGUUAUGUUAUCUCUGGUGAUGGUGAUGGUUACUUAUGCCUAUGGGAGUGGAAGACAACACGACUUCUAACCAAGUGGAAAGCUCACGAAGGUGUAUGCAUAAAUUGUGCUUGGCUACCGCAUGAAACCUCAAAAGUGAUAACUGCUGGUUGGGAUGGAAAUAUUCGUCUUUGGGAUUGAUUUUGAAUGUCUCACUGUUUUUGUUAUUACACCCGAAAAGUGAUAUCACAACGUCGAGAGCACAUCUUACUACUUUGUUACUUGAUGUGCUGAUUUGAGGUGUUGCAACCUGGAACAUUGUGCAGUAAUGCCUGGUUUUAUGUUGCUAUUGAUAAUGAUGAUGAUGCCCGUGUAAAGAAACUAGACAGCACAUCGAUGUAUCACGAGUCGUCAUAAUCGUCAUCAGAAAGAAUAGUUCAAAUAAAAUUCAGUUUUUAUUGGAUCUGUGUAGUUUUCACUUUCCACUCCCUAUUUUCGAAACAUG